AUGGUAAAAGCAAAGAGUUUUUAUUCAAAGUUCAAAAAGGAGGUAUUGAUGGGUAUCCGUGAGAUACCCGAAGGAUUCAAAGCAAUGAUUGAAGAAGGUGCCAUUGCUCCACAUCCACCAAGACCUCAAGGAAGAUUGGCUAGUUUACAUUCACCUGUAGACCUCUUUGCUAGAGAGUUUGCAAGAAAGUAUCCAAACGUUGGUUAUCUAGAAUUGGAUGAACCAGAUGAUGGUGAAAAGUACAAGCCAAUUGACGAGUCAUCAUUGUCAAUCAAAGAACAAAGACGUCGUGCCAAACAAGAAAAACCAUAUGACAGUGGUAUCGCUGACGAUGACACUCUUCAUGACAACGAGUUGGACCUCGAACUCAGUCAAGAUGCAUUCAACUAUGCAAAAUUCAAAUUGACUGCAAUGAAGAAGGGUCUAUCUGAUCAACAGGCAACUCUCCAAGCCACUCGUGAUGUAUUUAACUUGUUGGAACAAAGAGAGAUUGAACUCAAUCUUAUUAGAGAGCAGGCAAAUCAAAUUGGUGUUCCUUCUUUUGAUCCAAUGAAACAUCUUCAACAUUUAGAAACUCUUCACGAUGAAGUUAGUUCUCGUCAUCAAGAAUAUCUUUUAACUGAACAAAGAGAACAACUUGAAGAAGCUCUAAAAUAUAGAAAAUAUUAUGGUGAUACAUCAGCUCUUCCAUUUGAAUUAAUUGAAGGGUUUUCACCAUAUGAAUUACAUCAAUUUAUUUCUGAACAUCCAGAAUAUAAAGAAUUCUUUUAUAAACCAUUUUUACCACCUGGUUCAAUGGUAGAGUCUCCAGAUACCAUGGAAAGUGCAAAGGCAGCAGUGGUAGAUGAAAAUAAUCUUGACAAUAUUGAAACUGGUGAGGAACUUGACCACAAGCCACAAAAACAAUCACAAUCAAUUGGAGCAUCCAAACAACAAAAGCAACAAGAUGGAGCAUUGGUCAAUUUGACAGAAAAUGGAGUUUCCAUUCAAGAGUUGCUUGGUGGUCAAGAUUUCAAUGGUCAAGCCGAUUUCAAGGGAACCUCAAAAGAAGAUAUCCAACAAUUGCUAGAAAAGUAUCAAAAGAUCCAAAACCACAUCCAAAGAGCCAACUCUCUUCAAGAAUCACUUGACAUUGAAUCAUUGGAUCCAAGAGUCAGUGACAAGGUCCAAUUAAGAUAUUUGGGUGAUUGUAUUCUCUCGAUUGAAAUCUUUAUCGACUAUUUGAAACUCCGUUCUCCAGAGUUUAUCGAUCACAUCAACAAACAAGCCGGUCACAACAUUCUCAAAAACUUGAUCGAGUGUUCUAGAAUGAUCAAAAACUAUGCACUUGUGCUCAAGACCCAACUUCUCUCCUACCGUGUUCUCGGCUACGAAUACACUGAACCAUCUGACGAAGUAUUAAACGCCAUUGAUGACGACCAAGAUACUCCACAAGAUGGUGAAGAGAGAACCAUGAGUCUUGGACAAAUCACAGCCGAUGUAGAAAGAGAGGUCGACAUUUUCGACUUGGAGAAUGCAGGCAACGACGUUGACCAAUUGGGAAGUCAUUUAGACUCGAUGGACUAUCGUUUCAAAAACAUUCUAGACUAUGCAAAAGACCUCAAUCAAGACGAUUUUGUUAACGCCAUUGACGACGAAAUCCACGACGACGAAGAAGAACUCAGAGAAUCAAUGGCCGAAGAAGAGUUUGAGGAAGAUGAAAAUGAAGAUGACGAAGAUGAUGAAGACGAUGACAAUGAAGAAGACAACGAGGAAGAUGACCAAGAAGAAGGAGGAUUCGAUAACUCAUUGGCAACAAAUGAAGAUGCAGAGACCGAGUUGGGCUACCGCUUUUCAGACUACAACUUGGAUAUUGGAAGAGAUGCCAGAAAGUUCAUGUCUGAAGAAGAAGAGAAACUCUUCUUUGACAACUACCAAAACCAAAAGAGAGGAAAAUCAUUGGCUGGUAACGGUCCACUCGAUUUCAAGACUCAAGAUCCACUAGAUUUUAUUUUCUCGAGCAAUGAAACCAAUCAAAAAGAAGCCAACCAAUCCACUGCCAACUCGGCUCCAUGGGCGUCGGUAAACAAGGAAGAGUUUAUCUCUUCUGUUUUCAGAGACAACAGACAACUCUUUGCAGAGUUGCAUGUCGGAGAGGAUGGUAAAAUCGCCUCAUCUUCUACCAACACUGACCUUUUGUUCAAUGGUAAAAUGUCUGACAAGUUGUGGCGCCAAGAUGCCAACAUUGAAUACCCAGUCGUUUGUUCUUUGGCCACAGUCGAUCACCUUGGAAGCAAGAUCUCACCAGAGCUAGCCAAAUACUUUAAUGCUACCCCAGCUCAAGUAGAGCAACCCCAAACCAACUCGACAAGUCUCCAAGCAAAUUUCUAUGACUCGGAUCUCUCCAACCUCGAAACCAUUAAAAACCUUUCUCGUUUCCAAGAUGUUCCCUCUAUCGAGCACAAGGAAGUCAUCAACCCACAAUCUUUUGAAAAAUCAUUCAAGACUACCAUGGCCACUGCCAAAAAUGACAUCUAUGUUGACUCUAUCGACUAUGUCCAAACAAACGCUGCUUUUGAAGAACCAGCAGAGAUAGUCGUUGAUGAGGCCACACAACAAAAGUAUGAAACCCUCAAGGCUAGAUUGAACAAGAUCAACGAAUCUGUCAAGCAAAUUUCUUCUGCCUUUUACGAAAAGGAUAAUGCCGACGUCAAGCAAAUCAUCGCCAAAAAGAAUGAAAUUCUCCAAGGUAAAAGCCUUCAAGACCUUGUUGCAAUGGACCAACCACAAUUUGAUCAACUCCAAUCCCAGAUCACUUUGCUCGAAGAGAAACUAAAACAAACCACUGCCCUCUCGGUUCUCAAGGACAAGUUGGCUCAAAGAAAAUCAAGAGACUAUAGAAAGCAAAAGAGACUUGCCAUCAAGACUGUCGACCAAUUGCUUGUACAACAGACUAGACUUGAAAGAAAAUUAGAUCUCCUCGUGGAAGAGAAUCCAUCGCUUGUCACUCUUCAAGAAAAGGAAACCGUUCUCGCCAUCCAACAAGAAUAUGAUACUGUCCAAUCCAAGCACACCCAAGACCAACUAUCCCAUCACCAUGCUCUUCCAUUGUCCCAACAAUUUAUCAAUUCAUUCUGGCAUGAUCUCUCCCCAAGUGAAAAGAAAAGAUCUUGGUUCAAUUCAAACAACAACAAAAACAACAAAAGUAACAACAACAACAACAACAAUAGUAAUAUUAUUUUGACACCACAAGAGGAAAAACAAUUCAAAGCAAAUAUUGAGACCAACUAUGAUGAUGUAGACUAUGGACAAGUUCAAUUAAAAUCAACUGAUCUUUAA
This is a messenger RNA of Cavenderia fasciculata, 3318 nucleotides long. RefSeq lists its product as uncharacterized. The transcript is spliced from 4 exons. The record is from RefSeq and is a predicted model, not a curated record. Lineage: Eukaryota; Evosea; Eumycetozoa; Acytosteliales; Cavenderiaceae. Bases 1 to 3318 code for a protein of 1105 amino acids.